GCAGGACAGGUGAGCGAAGCGCGGCGUGUGGCCUUUUCCCUCCGUCGGGGGGACGAGUGGGGCCCCCCGUCGGCGCGGGGCUCCCCGCUGGACCACCUCUCUGCCAGCGCCCACCCCAGCGCGGCCUGUCGGCACAGGCCGAGCAGAGUUGGUCUCGGCGCCGUCCCCGUCCCUGGCUCGGACGCUGUCCAGGGGUGGUCGGGCCUGGUCUCUGGUGUCUCCGGCGGGGCCUUGGCUCCCCUCCUUCCCCGGCUUCCCCCGGCCGGGCCGAGGGCCCCUCGCGCGCCCAUUGUGAGGUCAGGGCCUGCGGGCGCGCCCUGGCACCUAGGCCGAGACUCCCGGAGCGGCUGCUGCAGCCAGUAGCAGCCCCUUCACCGCCGGCCCCUUCACCGGCUGCCCCGCUCAGACCUAGUCGGGAGGGGCGCGAGGGAUGCAGCUGGGGGCCCAGCUCCGGUGCCGCACCCCGUAAAGGGCUGAUCUUCCACCUCGCCACCUCAGCCACGGGACGCCAAGAUCGCAGCCAGCUCAGACCUCUUCUGGUGCUUGUGAAACUGAACACAACAAAAGUAUGGAUAUGGGAAACCAACAUCCUUCUAUUAGUAGGCUUCAGGAAAUCCAAAAGGAAGUAAAAAGUGUAGAACAGCAAGUUGUCGGCUUCAGUGGUCUGUCAGAUGACAAGAAUUACAAGAAACUGGAGAGGAUUCUAACAAAACAACUUUUUGAAAUAGACUCUGUAGAUACUGAAGGAAAAGGAGAUAUUCAGCAAGCUAGGAAGAGGGCAGCACAGGAGACAGAACGUCUUCUCAAAGAGUUGGAGCAGAAUGCAAACCACCCACACCGGAUUGAAAUACAGAACAUUUUUGAGGAAGCCCAGUCCCUCGUUAGAGAGAAAAUUGUGCCAUUUUAUAAUGGAGGCAACUGCGUAACUGACGAGUUUGAAGAAGGCAUCCAGGAUAUCAUUCUGAGGCUGACACAUGUUAAAACUGGAGGAAAAAUCUCCUUGCGGAAAGCAAGGUAUCACACUUUAACCAAAAUCUGUGCGGUGCAAGAGAUUAUCGAAGACUGCAUGAAAAAGCAGCCUUCCCUGCCGCUUUCCGAGGAUGCACAUCCUUCCGUGGCCAAAAUCAACUUUGUGAUGUGUGAGGUGAACAAGGCCCGAGGGGUCCUGAUUGCACUUCUGAUGGGCGUGAACAACAGUGAGACCUGCAGGCACUUAUCCUGUGUGCUCUCAGGGCUGAUCGCUGACCUAGAUGCUCUAGAUGUGUGCGGCCGGACAGAAAUCAGAAAUUAUCGGAGGGAGGUAGUAGAAGAUAUCAACAAAUUAUUGAAGUAUCUGGAUUUGGAAGAGGAAGCAGACACGACUAAAGCAUUUGACCUGAGACAGAAUCAUUCUAUUUUAAAAAUAGAAAAGGUCCUCACGAGAAUGAGAGAAAUAAAAAAUGAACUUCUCCAAGCACAAAACCCUCCUGAAUUGUACCUGAGCUCCAAAACAGAAUUGCAGGGUUUAAUUGGACAGUUGGAUGAGGUAAGUCUUGAAAAAAACCCCUGCAUCCGGGAAGCCAGGAGAAGAGCAGUGAUCGAGGUGCAAACUCUGAUCACGUAUAUUGACUUGAAGGAGGCCCUUGAGAAAAGAAAGCUGUUUGCUUGUGAGGAGCACCCAUCCCAUAAAGCCGUCUGGAACGUCCUUGGAAACUUGUCCGAGAUCCAAGGAGAAGUUCUUUCAUUUGAUGGAAAUCGAACCGAUAAGAACUACAUCCGGCUGGAAGAGCUGCUCACCAAGCAGCUGCUAGCCCUGGAUGCUGUUGAUCCGCAGGGAGAAGAGAAGUGUAAGGCUGCCAGGAAACAGGCUGUGAAGCUUGCCCAGAAUAUUCUCAGCUAUCUCGACCUGAAAUCCGAUGAAUGGGAGUACUAAAAUACCAGAGGUCUCACUUUUGAUAUUGUUUUGCACUUCAUAUGUGCUUCUAUGUAUAGAGAGCUUUCAUUUCAUUGAUUUAUACGUGCAUAUUUCAGUCUCAGUAUUUAUGAUUGAAGCAAAUUCUAUUCAGUAUCUGCUGCUUGUGAUGUUGCAAGACAAAUAUCAUUACAGCACAUUAACUUUUCCAUUCGGAUCAUUCUCUCUAUGAUGUGGUGUGGUUUGUUUGGUUUGUCCUUUUUUUGUGUGUUUUCAAUCAGAAAAUGAAAUAGAGGCAGCUUUUGUAAAUUUAAAAUGGGUUGUGCAAGCAUUAAAAUGCAGGUAUUUCAGAAUCUAGAACUAGGCAUAACCUUACAUAAUACUAGGAAAAUUAUGAGAAAGGGGAAAUUUUUGGUUAAAUAGGAGUAAGGUUCAAACACAAGAAGUACAUGUUCUGUUUUAUUAUGCUCGAUAGAAGACAUUUUUUUUCACUUAUUGGUCCUACCCAGCUUAAUGGGGUGGGGUUUUUUUGUUUGUUGAGACAAUCUGUUCUUUGUAAACAUUUUUAGUUGGAAAAACAGCAUCUGUGUUUUCCCCAUACUCUACAUUUUAGAGAGAGGAAUCUUGUUUUUGUGUGCAACAUAAGAAAAUUGUGAAAACUAAUAGCCAAAAAACCUUUGAGAUUGCAUUAAAGAGAAGGGAUAAAGGACCAGCAAUAAUAUCUUGUAAAUUGCUUUUUCUAAAAUCUGAGAUUAUAGUUUUCCUUAGUGAGUAAUUUAUAAGGAUGGGAACCUUUAAAUGAAGUUAAUGGGCCUUUAAAAAAAAGAAAAGGAAACACCCAUACCUGUAGUUGGAGGAUGAAGACCGGAGAUGGGUUUCCAGUGUCAGGUUAUACUAAAACUAAGCCAAAAAGUCUGAAUGUAGCAUGUAAUGGUUCUCUUCUGUGGUCCAAGGCUGUAAAAUGGACAACCUUGUCACACCUCCCCAGUGCUGUGUUACAACGUGAGGGUGGAUGCUGUCAGUAACCCAGAGGGACCAGGCCUUCCUAGGUUUUCCUAGGCAGUCAGCUGUUAACCACUCACAUGGUAAAUAUCAAAACCACACCUGCUCCAGGACUAAUUAGUGAAACCUGCUCGGAAUUAAAGGCUUCCUCUGGGUGCCUGCUGAACAACUGAGCUCAUGUUAUGAGCAUGUGGUGGUUUCUCUGUUGCCUGAAAGAGCCAUUAAAGUCAAUCCUGCAUGAAGCGUC
This is a messenger RNA of Macaca mulatta (Rhesus monkey), 3140 nucleotides long. It is a transcript of the gene BAG5, whose product is annotated as BAG cochaperone 5. Gene Ontology annotation, biological process: protein stabilization; negative regulation of protein ubiquitination; regulation of inclusion body assembly. Gene Ontology annotation, cellular component: nucleus; membrane; cytosol. Gene Ontology annotation, molecular function: protein-folding chaperone binding; adenyl-nucleotide exchange factor activity. The record is from RefSeq and is a predicted model, not a curated record. NCBI's taxonomy places the organism in Eukaryota, Metazoa, Chordata, Mammalia, Primates, Cercopithecidae.